AUCAAUAAUGAUAUGGAUUUGGACAUUAUAUGGGCCAACAAUUAUUCUCUUUUUUUGCUCUUGGUUAUCACUUUGGCUCACGAGUAAUUCAGCCAAGCAUCGUUUCAUUAUCAGUACUACCAGUUUUUUCACUAUCCUUAUCAUUAUUAUCAGUAAUAAUUGGAGUGUCACACGAACAUCAUAUUUAAAAGCGAUUGAUAUAUGGAAUUUACAAAUUGUUGCAUUUGCAUUUUUCAUCGUUCUACAAUCUGUUCUUAUCACUAAAAAAAUGAUGGAAAAACAAAAAAAACCGAAGCGGAUAUAUGUAAAUUAUCAAUAAUAAUUAAUAAUAAUAAUAGUGAUUGAUAGUAAUAAUAAUAAUAAUAAUAAUAAUAAUAAUAAUAAUUAACAAUAAUUAAUAAUAAUAAUUAAUAAUAAU
Molecule: messenger RNA, 418 nt
Organism: Loa loa (African eye worm)
Lineage: Eukaryota; Metazoa; Nematoda; Chromadorea; Rhabditida; Onchocercidae
Exons: 2
Biological process (GO): monoatomic ion transport
Cellular component (GO): membrane
Source: RefSeq, a predicted model, not a curated record